AUGAUCGCCCUUCGUUUGAUGGCCGUGACCCUGGUGGUGGCGAUGGCGGCGUCGACGACCUGGGCUCGCAGCUUCAGCAAGCGAGCAAACUUCGACCCUUCCUGCGCGGGCGUGUACGACCGGGAGCUCCUGGGAGGGCUGAGCCGCCUCUGCGACGACUGCUACAACGUGUUUCGCGAGCCCAAGGUGGCCACAGAGUGCAGGAGCAACUGCUUCUACAACCCAGUGUUCGUCCAGUGCCUGGAGUACCUGAUUCCGGCCGACCUGCACGAGGAGUACCAGGCCCACGUGCAGACGGUGGGCAAGUAG
This is a messenger RNA of Penaeus indicus, 309 nucleotides long. RefSeq names its product crustacean hyperglycemic hormones 3. The coding region runs from base 1 to 309 and encodes 102 amino acids. The transcript is spliced from 3 exons. Gene Ontology annotation, cellular component: extracellular region. The record is from RefSeq and is a predicted model, not a curated record. NCBI's taxonomy places the organism in Eukaryota, Metazoa, Arthropoda, Malacostraca, Decapoda, Penaeidae. Gene Ontology annotation, molecular function: neuropeptide hormone activity. Gene Ontology annotation, biological process: circadian rhythm.